UUCUCGAGCCGGAUGUCGACUGCAUCCCUGAUCCUGGUGACAUCCUUGUCUCUGGUGCUGACGGGAGCCGAUGCCUCCCUGCCCAGGGGGGUGUACAACGUACCCCUGGACGCCAAAGCGAGGCACAACCUCUUCUGGUCACUCGACUACGACAAACAACUCGUGAAGUUCGAGGCGCACGUCAGACUCGAAGACGACCAGUGGUUCGCGGUUGGCUUCUCGGACAGAGGGACGCACGAAAACGGUGACUACUGCAUUAUCUACCCUGACAAAUUUCAGCGGCUUCGCAUCGCUGAUAUAUCAACAGAUGAUAAAUGCCUUGUGACAGUUGAUGAACAACAGGAUUGCAAGAAUUUCGCGAGUAAAAGAUACGGUUACAUGACAAAAAUAACAUUCACAAGGGCUUUUGACACAUGCAACAAAAACGAUUAUAAAAUAGAGGAAGGUACGACUCAUAUAGUAUGGGCGAUAGGCGUUACAUUUCAGAAUAAAAGAAAGCUCUGUGACCAGAUUCAGGAAGGCAUGGUAAGGACACAACUGCUGAAAAACACGAUGGACAACCCUGUGCUCCCACCAAUGACAUGGUCGUAUGCAGCGACAGCUCCGACAGUCCGGGUGCCGGGCGUUGAAACAACAUACUGGUGCUAUUUAGUCAAACUGCCCCAGCAACUUGACCAGAAGCACCACAUAAUAAAGUUUGAGCCUAUUAUUACAAGAGGGAAUGAAGGACUUGUCCAUCACAUGGAGCUGUUUCACUGUGAGAGCGAGGAUGUUAAUGCAAUACUUUCUCAGUACUCAGGACCCUGCGAGAAGAAACCAAAAGAACUGGAAGUUUGCAAAAAGGUUCUAGCCGCUUGGGCCAUGGGUGCAACACCUUUUUAUUACCCUGAGGAAGCGGGCUUACUGGUUGGAGGAAGAGACUAUUCAAAAUAUGCAAUGCUUGAAGUUCAUUAUAACAAUCCUUCCCUGAAGGCAGAUUGGGUAGAUAACAGUGGCCUGAGGAUUUUUCUGACGAGGAAUCUUAGAAAAUACAAUGCUGGAGUCAUAGAACUCGGCCUGGAAUAUAUAGACAAAAUGGCAAUUCCACCUCAACAAGAUGAGUUUACUCUCAGUGGCUACUGUAUAGCAGAAUGCACUGCUGUUGCUUUACCGCAAGUUGGAAUUAUGAUAUUUGCAUCACAGCUUCAUACACAUUUGACAGGGGUGAAAGUAGAAACCAGCCAUAUCAGGAAUGGAGUCGAACUGCCCAAAAUCAAUUACGAUUACCACUACAGUACACACUUCCAGGAAAUCAGAUUGCUUAAGCAACAGCACCACAUACUUCCAGGUGAUGCUCUUGUCACGACAUGCACUUACAAUACAGUUGACAGAUCGAACAUCACACUCGGAGGGUUUUCCAUAACGGAUGAAAUGUGUGUCAACUACAUUUAUUACUACCCUAAAAUUAAUCUUGAAGUAUGCAAGAGUUCAAUAUCAGAUUUUGCCCUUAAAGAAUACUUUGACAACUUAAAUCGAUUGGAAUGGCAAAAUACAGGCAGUGAAUUGCCUAUUUCUAAGUCUUACGUUGGCAUCGAGUGGAACCCGCUUAGAUCCAAAAUCCUUCACCGUCUUUACCUUGAGUCGCCAAUUUACAUGCAAUGCAAUCAGUCAAAUGGAGAGCGUUUCCCAGGAGAUUGGGCGAACAUGCCAACCACCACAGUCAGAACAGCCCUUCCUAUCAAAGAGUCACAGUGUUUCCAUAAAGAGAACUAUGUUAUGUUUUAGAAACUAUGUAGUAGAAAAAUAUGCUUAUUCAUGAAUUCAUUUGGAAAUUUUAAUUGAAGUUCUCUUCUACCCUCUGCACUCUUUAAGAAUUUAAAACAUUUUAUAUUAUUAUUUUCAUAACGAUAAAGAAAUAAUAUAACUUGUAUAUAUGCAAGUUCCCUAAAA
Molecule: messenger RNA, 1929 nt
Organism: Cimex lectularius (bed bug)
Lineage: Eukaryota; Metazoa; Arthropoda; Insecta; Hemiptera; Cimicidae
Gene: Tbh
Product: dopamine beta-hydroxylase
Exons: 9
Coding region: 13-1764 (583 amino acids)
Biological process (GO): dopamine catabolic process; octopamine biosynthetic process; norepinephrine biosynthetic process
Cellular component (GO): secretory granule membrane
Molecular function (GO): dopamine beta-monooxygenase activity; copper ion binding
Source: RefSeq, a predicted model, not a curated record